Molecule: messenger RNA, 3341 nt
Organism: Acanthopagrus latus (yellowfin seabream)
Lineage: Eukaryota; Metazoa; Chordata; Actinopteri; Spariformes; Sparidae
Gene: notum1a
Product: notum, palmitoleoyl-protein carboxylesterase a
Exons: 11
Coding region: 255-1745 (496 amino acids)
Molecular function (GO): hydrolase activity
Source: RefSeq, a predicted model, not a curated record
GCUUGUGCGCUUGGUCCAACAGCGCUUGAGUUGUACAAGACAGACGCAUUUGAAAGUUUUCAGAUUUCUCCUGAGAAUACUGCGGGGCUUUUCUUUAAUCUAAACGGACUUUGUUUGGUUUCUGGAAGCGGAUGUCAAGUGCUUCGGCCAUUUUAAACCGUGCGUUAUUCUCGCGUCUUUCCCAGCUCCAUCUGUUAAUUUAUUGUGCUUCCGCGACGAGACGUUGCACCAGGAGGGAGGACAUUUCAUAAAAGAUGAUAUCGAUCAGAAUGAUUUCAUCAGUGCUGCUGCUGAUGCUGAUGCAGUCCGGAGCUCAGUGCGCACGGAGGUUCCGGGGUGGCCGCAACCCACAACCGCGACGCGCACCACCUCCUCCCACAUACCGGGCGGACCGGGGUGACACCACGGAGAGCUUCCCUCUGGAUUUCACCGCCGUGGAGGAGAACAUGGAUAACUUCAUGACACAGGUGAAGAACCUGGCGCAGUCCCUCUACCCGUGCUCGGCGCAGAAGCUCGACUACGACAUGAAGCUGAACUUUUUGGGAAAUACCUCUGUCACCUGCAACGACGGAAGCGCCGCUGGGUACUACCUGAAAGAAUCUCGAGGCAGCCGACGGUGGUUGAUAUUCUUAGAGGGUGGCUGGUACUGCUUCAACAAGGAGAACUGUGACAGCCGAUACGAGACCAUGCGGAGACUGAUGAGCUCAUCCAAGUGGCCCCAAACUAAAACAGGCACGGGGAUCCUGUCUCCACUGCCUGAGGAAAACCCUCACUGGUGGAAUGCCAACAUGGUGUUCAUCCCGUACUGCUCGAGCGAUGUGUGGAGCGGCGCCACAGCCAAAACAGAGCAGAGUGGCUAUGCAUUUAUGGGCUCACUAAUUAUUCAGGAGGUUGUGAAGGACCUGCUGAACAGAGGGCUGGACAACGCCAAAGUUCUCCUAUUAGCAGGAAGCAGCGCGGGUGGUACAGGGGUCCUCCUGAAUGUGGACCGUGUGGCAGAGCUGCUGGAGGGACUGGGGCACACUGGGAUACAAGUACGAGGUCUGUCUGAUUCCGGCUGGUUCCUGGACAACAAGCAGUACCACUGCACGGACUGCGUGGACACUGCCAGCUGUUCUCCCACUGAGACCAUCAAGAGAGGCAUCAAGUACUGGGGAGGAGUGGUCCCAGAGAGGUGCAGGCAAACCCAUGAAGGAGAGGAGUGGAACUGUUUCUUUGGAUAUAGAGUCUUCCCAUCAAUAAAAAGCCCGGUGUUUGUUGUCCAGUGGCUGUUUGAUGAGGCCCAGUUGACAGUGGACAAUGUCCAGCUAACAGGCCAGCCUGUGCAAGAAGGGCAGUGGCGCUACAUCCAAAACUUGGGCAUCGAGCUGAGGAACACGCUCAAAGAUGUCCCAGCAAUGUUUGCUCCAGCGUGCCUAUCACAUGAAGUUAUCACCAGAAAUUACUGGAUCGACGUGCAGGUUAAAGGCACUUCCCUGCCCCGUGCGCUGCACUGCUGGGACCGCAGCCUACAUGACAACAGGAACAACAAGGCCCCGCCCAAAGGCUGCCCUGUACACCUGAUCGACAGCUGCCCAUGGCCACACUGCAACCCCACCUGCCCCACCAUCCGAGACCAGUUCACAGGGCAAGAGAUGAAUGUUAUUCAGUUCCUCAUGCACAUGGGCUUCGAUGUGCAAAAGAUGGCCCAGCAGCAGGGCAUGGACCCCAGCAAGCUACUGGGCAUGCUCAGCAGCGGCAGCUAAAGGGACACGCGUACACACAGUAUCUCCAAGCUAAGCCCAGCAGGGCUGGCUGGCCUCUCAGGCCAGUCUCCCAUGCCUGAUACCUCCAAAUACACAUCCACCUUCUCAAAACAUUCUACCUAUAGUCGAAUCCCCUCUGACCUCCUGUUUACCUUAGCCUCAGUCACACACAGGGGUUUAUGUCGUGGAGAAUAGGUCUUAGAGAAAAGAGACUGCAGCUUGUACGUUUGAAUGAAUUUAUUUGCAAAGAAACUAAGACAAAGUUUUGUGUCUUAUACAGAACUCAACAAUUAAUGAUGGAAUCACAGGUAGACACCUGUUUCCUGUUUUCCUGCAGGAACAGCACAAUGUUUAAACACCCUUCCUGUUAGGAAGCCUAAAAGGUCCAAAUGAAAGGAAAUAACAAAUUCAGAACUUAAUGUGAAUUAUGCUUCACAUUAAUUAAUCCUCCGCCCACAAUCCAUUUCCUCACACUUGGUGACAAGUACUGGGGCAACACGCCACCACGACAAGGCACACCUCUCUGCUACUCUCCAUUUAAAUUAUCUUUUGCUUUUUAAAAGAAAAAAAUAUCACGAAUGUAAUCCAGUUUUAAGGAUGCUCAUUGAUGUUUUUCUUAAAUAUUAUUUUCAUCCUUCCAUAUAGAUCAUAUUUAGUCAUUGUUGAACAAGACAGAAAACGCCACAAUGACAUAAGGAUGCUCUCUUUGUUAAGUAGUCACUAUAGAGUAUAUAAGGGUAUUAUUUUGUUCAUUAGUUGGGUUCUAACAACAUCUCGUCACACAAAUCUAUCACGACAGAAACAGGGACAAUAUAAUGUUAGAAAAGCACUGGAUCAGGAAGGAAACUUUCUAUUUAUCUCUUAACGAUAGAGACAAAUGACAUCAAUACUCCUCUAAUAAGACCAGGUUGGAUUGAUGUUUGUGAGUGAGCAUUUUGCUUGUGUUUAAAAACUCUACAACAUAUUCAUAUUCAUUUUAGUUAACACCAGGUUGGACCAGGUUGGAUUGACACACUUCUUAUAUGCACAAUCUGAUAUCGAAAUGUUGUUUUUCCUACUAGAGCUACAAGGAUCAGUUAGCUGUUGACUAAUAAAUUAAUCACCAAUGUCUAAGAAAUUAAGUUAAAAUGAUUCUAGCUUCUUAAAUCUGAAUAUUUUCCACUUUAUUUACUCUUCUGUGUCAGUAAACAAUAUGUCAUGGGCUGUGGACAAAAACAAGACAUUAGUGGACAUCAUCUUGGCCUUUUGAAGACACUGCUCAACAAUCUUCCACCAUUUUGUGACAUUUUAUAGACCAAACACCUAAUCCAUUAAUUGACAAAAGAUUAAUUGCAAAAUAAAAACAAUCAUUUGUUGCAGCCCCGAUUCAAUCGAACAAGAAAAAAAGACAAAAAAUACUCACAUGGCUGAGGUUAUCCUUUCUAACACAUGGUUAACAGUGUGAACGGUUCUACUUUAACCCAAGCCAUGACCUUUUUCCUAAACCUAACCUUGUUGCCAAGCAUAACACACAACACCAACCCUGGUCUCCAGCAACAUUAAUGAAUAUGUUGUAGGAACACCAACACAUCGAUAUCACAUACACCUUCUUGCACA